ACAGCCAAAAUAGUAGCCUCGGCGCGGUCUGCUAAACUCUCAUAGAGAAAUGAAUUAGGAUAAAUUCACAUUAUUUACAAAUUCAAAACCAAACUGGGCAAAAUGAAAUGGUGAAAUAAUAGAAUAGUUAUUAGAGGAAUAUAUGUAAUUAUGCGAGCAUCAGCUACAUGGAAGAUUUCGAUGAUACAGGAUUAUUAAAACAUUGAAAUGAAGGUCUUUAUUUUGAUGUUUGUUUUGGCAUGUUGCCAUGGUAACAGUGAAGGACCAGCCAAUCACCUUGUAUUGUUCAAAGAACAUCCGGAUGGCGGCAAAGUAACCAAACCAACCCAGUUUCUUAUCACGAGCAAUUUUAAGGGCCAGGUGACAUUUGAGGAUGCUAGUGAAUUCAGCCUCAUUCUCAAUGCUACUGCUCCAUCAUUAGAAGACCUUGCCAUAGUGAAAUACAACUACACUAAGGCAAUAGAUGGAGCCAUAUUACUGCAAUUGUUAAACAUACCACCUUUGGCUGCAGAUCAUACAAUAGCAUUGGUAGCUGGAAUUAUUCUCGUUGUUACGCUACUUGUCCUUAUCUGCGCUGCUCCCAGCUCUCUCUAUUGGUUGAGAUAUAAACACACUAAGGAUAAACUCAACCCAGAUGCUGUUCAGGCACCCCUUAUACAGGGUGAUGGUGGUCAGCUUCACAGUAAAGGGGGCCCAAUGGUGAGGAUGUCUCCCCCUACACCCCCACCUCAACUCCCCAGUGCUGGAGAGGAGGGGGCUGAGAAUGCACAUGGUAAAGUUCAAAAGAAGCGUAAACUAAAGAAAAAAAUGCCAAAAGAUUCCAGUUCAACAAGCUCGAAAGAUAUCAUCACAAGCGAUGAAGAAUCAGAUGGCCAAUCAAAUCGCUCCCCAAUCAAACUUUACCAGUCGUAUAAAUACAAGCAGCCUCUUCCAGAGCAGAUAGUCUUGCCCCCAACCCCAGAGAUUGGAGCCCCAUUGGCCUCAAGUGAAGGAAUCACAAGUGAAAGUAGCAGUGCUUCUACCUAUGAUAAGAACAAUAAAAGUGGAUAUAGCGAUAGAUAUGAUUUACUGCAAAGGUUAGGUGGUCCAGACCCACGACGUCUGCGUAGCGGCCAUGUUGGGUCUAUGGGGUCUUCAGAAGAAUCCACCACAAGCUCAUGGUCUGAUAUCCAAACGAAGGACACCCUUUUAAAUCGGCGUAGUAAUCCACCAAAUAUGAAUCCGAAGCAGACGAUUUGUGAAAAUGGCAGUCCUGGGCUUAAUGGUAGGCAAGGAGUGAAUAGAAUGAAGAGUGGGGCUGCUCUUGAUGACCCUAUUCCUGGGUCAAGUGAUUCAGACCACACAUUAGAUAAGAACUACAGUAGUGAUUCUAGCACACAGGUACCUGUCAAUGCUAAGAAGAUCUUUGAUAUUGCUAAACAAACAAGGUUUAAAAUAGAUGGCAAUAUAAAGUAUCCCAGUGUGGAGAGUAAUGAUGGCUCUCCAGUCUCCCCAGCAACCAAUGGACCCCAUUGUUUAGCAACAAAUUCAAACAUAGUCAAGAGCCAAAAUAUAAGGCCUGAAAAGCCUCCAAAACCAGCUCGUGCUUUAGUGCCAAAUCAUGUGAAUGGAUCAAAUGUUCCACAACUAACGAAUGCUGUGAAAGUAGAUUUGACAAAGCGUAACAGUGAUGUGAGUGCUUCGUCUGAUUUCUCCACUCUUGGAAGUAGUUCCAGUGUGGAUACAGUUAUCAGAGCUGAAGAACUCGCAAACAAGAAGGACAUUGAUAAUAAGUUAUCCAAACGAAGGUCUAGUUCUCCACCUUUGCCCCCUCCCCCUCCUCCUAUUACAGAGGCAGAAUUAUUACAGAGCCAACCUAUUGAACCAAACAAUCCAUUAUCAACCAAUUCCAACAAGGAUCUUCCAGCUGCACCAAGGCCAGAAGAUGAUAUUGACAUUUGGGAAAAGCGAAACUCAGCACAUUUUAUAUCUGGGAAUUCCUUUGAGUCAACAGGAAGUUCUCAAUCCCAAGAUUCAUCAGGAACAAGCCCUCGACGGCGUCUUCAGAGACUUGAACGUGUCACACCACUAGAUGACUCAAUGUAUAUUGAUCAAAUUGUUGGCAAAAUCAGUGAUGGGAAAUCAUCCUCUCCACAACAUACUGGAAAUCAUAGAGGGGCAAACCAUGUGGGGGAUAAAAAACUCCACAUGACAACACUAGCACUAGUGACAUGUGUUGCACUUAUUACUGGAGUCUACACACAACUGACCAAUCAAGAUGCCGACAACACAACGAUUAAUAUCAUCAUUAGAGCGCCACCUGGUAUCAUACUCAAAGGUUCGUCAGUUUUCUUCAAAAAGGAGGCUGGAAGUUUGAACAAAAAAGGGGUGGAUCCUCAAAGUGAGAUUUGGCUUUAUGAGGUGCACCAGCCCAAGGCGCAGAGUGAGCAGUACUCUUUAUGUCAACUGUCAGGAUGCUCUCAUACAUGUGACGUUAUCUCCAAUGAGUGCAUAUGUCCCCAGGGCAACAUCCUCAUCAGUGGAAAACAGUGUCAAGAGAUCAAUGAGUGUGAGGAUACUGAACAAUAUGUAUGUGAUUUGGAAUCAACAUGUAUUAAUACACCAGGCUCAUAUAUCUGUAAAUGUAAAGAUGGAUAUGUGGAGGUAGAUGGCAAAUGUGAAUUGAGAUGUGACAUCCCAUGUAGGAAUGGAACCUUUGCUCCAAAAUCAUGUGUUCGCAGAAUGGGAAAACCUUGUAAAGUGUGCCAGCCAAAGUGUCAAGAAUCACAGUUUGAACUUUCACCAUGUUGGGAGCAAGGAGAUAGAGCAUGUAAAGACUUAAAGACACUUGGAGGAGCUGAGUUUUCUUCCAAUGCCAUUGUUGAAGAUAGGACAAAAGUUAUAGAUGUUCACACUGGUCUGAAAUAUGCAUCUGAGGAUGGGAAACUGCAUGGUCAAACAUUAAGUUUGGCAAGAGAGGGUUCCAAACUGACAAUUGAGAUAAAGAUAAAGCAGGCCAACCUUGCACCCAUCUUCCAAGCAGCCAAUCACUCUGCAGGCAAUGACAAUGAGGUGUUUCAGGGAGACGUGCUAAUCACUCAGCAGUAUUGUCCUUAUCCAGUGCCAUUUAAGUACCAGUUAUCUAGGAUAUUGUUUAAGGAUGUUUUGAUGAAGGCGGAUUACUAUGAUUGCCAAAAUGGACUGAAUAAGAAUGAACGUUGUGGCUGGUUUGCAAACCCAUCUGAGCCAUGCAUGACACAUAAAUUAUUUGGCAAUUACCCACAAUUCAACAGUCAGAAAUUAAGUGUUGUGUGCACUGAACCAAGUCAACUUACAGAUGUGUUUGGUGUGAGUGACCACAUGGUCCACAAGAAGACGGUCUUUGCAGAAAAAUCUGAGGGAUGCACAAGGAGUAAAGAGAAUUGUGACAAGUGUAUACAAGACUGUGGUAGAGUGCUAUCCAACAAUAGAGAGAGUCCUCCAUGUGAAGUGACAACAGAGAUGAUUGACAAUGGAUAUUCCCCACGUCUACAAUAUUGCCACAACUGUUGCAUUAAACAAAACUGUACUGCAAAGUGUAACAUAUUUACUGUGGCCAGCUGCCAGCCAAUGAGAUGUAUCAAGUCCAAUGUCACUGAGAUAAUACUGUCACCCAUAUUUAACAACCAGAGAACCCAAUUCACAUGCCACAUAGAGAAACAACAAUCUACGAUGUUUGAAAUUGUAUACUCUGUACUCUACAAUGGCCGACCAAUCAAUGGCAAGAGAGUAAAAGUUAUCAAGAAACAUCGUGAGGACAGGGGCCACUUCAAGUACAACUUCCUGCAGGGUUAUUAUGAAUCUAAUGUCUUUGCUCCUGUGGAUUUAGUACGAGGGGACACUGUAGCUCAGAUGAUGUCAGCAGGUCAUUAUGAUGUCACAGGGAAGCAAUUGAAUAGUUCUAGUAUGAGUGGGAAAACCCUAGAUGUUAGACCUGUUACCCCCUUUGCUAUGACUCUUGGGACAUGGAAGCAACAGGGCUGCAACUCUAAUGUACUUGAAAGAAUGAUUAUACCAGAUGAUGGCACUUACAUGAAACAAUCUCCAGAGCUUGACAUGUCUUGGCACACAACCCAUCAAUAUAGAGUCCUUAACAAAACAGCCACUCCAUUUAUAUAUUUCAAUGUUAACAAGAACGAAUCAAUUUUGGAGCCAUUUUUCGAAAAAUCAACCAUCAAAGAUGAUAGCACUUUAUUGGGUUCAUUGACAAGAAAUGAUUCUCAUUGGUCAAUUGAAGUGUCUGGGGAGCUGAAAACCUGCCCUGGGUACAUAUCUGUCAAACUGUUUGACCCUAAUUACCCAGACAUUGCUUUGUAUAACUAUGAUGUUGGAGUAAUGUGCCCAAAGAAAUUUACAAUUAAAUUUGGGGUACCCCUCGGGAAGUCCAUGGGAUAUGAUAAAAGAUUUUUGGUUGUACUGAAUGACUCCCACCGUAAACUUAAACUGACAAUUUAUAGGAAGGCUCCUCCACAAGCACACAAUAAAGAUGCUUCAGAGAGGAUAAGAUCUAGCAGAUCUAGCAGCUCUGUGCUGAGACAAGAUGUGUCUGUAAAUGUGGCCCACCCUGUACUUCUGGUGAUAGGUGCUAUUAUUAUUGGUCUCUCUUGUGUUCUCCUGAUUGGAUAUGUUAAGCAUGCAGAGAAUCCCAAGGUUGAAGGUCAACAUCGUUUUGAAAGACGCCAUCUUGUAGUUGUUGCAGGCUAUGUGACCUACAGAGCUUUCUACAGUCUCUGUAUGACAAUGACUGUCUUGCUGUUGAUUCUAUGUGCAGUCAACAGAAAUCAAGUUUACAAACUUAGCCAAUACUAUCGCUACACAGACUCUGUAAAAGCUCUUCAGGAUCUUGAGAUUGAAAAAUUGCAAGAUCAUCUGGACCAGGAAAUUAAUCGUCAAAACCUAGAAGCUAAUCAGACAAGAUAUGCGUGCCAGUUCCAUCUGCAAAGACUUGAUGACAGAUUAACAAAGUUAGUGAAAGAGAUGGCUCUAGAAGACAACAUUGAUGAUGGAGAGAAGAUAACAGAGGCUGCCACUCAAUAUACAAAGCAUAUGGUUGAGAAACUAACUAAAGACAUGACACAUUUUAGGGACAGGUUCAACACAUAUGCCCAGAAUUCAGCUAUACGACUUCUAGAAGACAUUAAACAGUCUUAUAGGACCAUUGAGGGCAACCACUGGCUAAAAGCUGCUCAUAGCAUGCAUGAAGCCAUCCGUGAUCUACGCUCAGGCUCUGGUGAAGAAACUAAGCCUUUUAUGGAGUGGAUUGGUCUGGAGGAGAACCUAGAGAGUAUGACAGCAGAUCUGACCUUCAAAUCCUUCCCAAUGCUGACAGUUGAUGAUAUUCUCUCACCAUCUACCCAGGAUACGCCUGCAAAACCACCAAAUAAUCCAUCAAGGGACAGCACAUCUCUCCCAACAAACAAAUGGUUCAUUUAUAAAAACAUCACACGAGUACCACCUCAAACCAGGGGGAUUCGCUCCAAGGGGUACAUGGAUAAAUUCCCUGUGGCACUCAUGACACUGGUUGUGUUUGUGGUGUGUGUUGAUAUCAUUUGGUUAGCUCACCGUGCCAUCAGGACUUGGUUAACUGUCAAGUCUGUCUUGAAUGGAUGCCCUACUGUAGUCAAUUGUAUCAAGAAUUUGGAUGAUAGCAGCAGCACCCAAUCAGGGGGCUGGCAGAGUAUAUGCCUCUCUAUCAGACACCUCCAUAUGAAGCUGACUGAUACAGAUGUCAUACCUAAGCUAGUCACUGCUGUAGGUGUAGGUGCAAUAAUGGUCUAUCUUGUGCAGAUUGGUGCAACCUUACUAAGUGUUAACACUCUGGAGUCCAUUGGCUACUUCAACUCACUGAUUCAGCCAGUGGUGACGAGCCACAAAAUGGUAAAUCAAAGAAUUUUAACAGGAGCACAGAGGAUCAAUGAUCUUGAGUUUCCAUUCUUUGAGAAAGUUAUCAAUGCACGACUAAAACGCCACCAACUGGUUCUACAGGCAUUCCAAGAUGCUAAAGAGCACUCCAGAUCUAUAGUUAGGAAAGAGUAUUGUGCUUGGUUGAAAGAGAUUACAGGACAAGAUGAGUCAUGUGAUCAGCAGAAAGGUCAAAACUUUAGAAUGGAAGUCACUAGCUGUGAACUUCCUAAUGUUGGUGCUUACUUCUUUCAAAGUUUGAAUAGAGAUUCCUACAAAAUGGAGGUAAAAUCUCGCAUUUUACCAUUUGUAAAUGCAGGACGUGAAAUCAUCCAGAGUACUUGCCACACAAUCUGCAUCUUCAUUGCCCUUCUAGUCUUGCUGGAUCUCAUGCAUAACACAAUCUGGAUAUGGAUGCAAAGGCUAGGCAUUUUGAGGCAGAAGUUCAUAUAUGCUACAGAUCACUGAACAUUUACUUAGGAGCAGUAGCUAGCCUUUCAAGUACACAGGCAAAGAAGCAUUCACAGAAAUGAUAUCUUCGACUUCAAAGGUGUGAUAACACAGUGGAGCAACUGAAACAAGAUGAAUAAAUGCAAGGAUCAUAUGUAGAAAUGAAAUGACUUUUAUGAGUUUGAGAAAGCCAAUGCUGGGGAUUAAUUUGUGAUGUGACACUACAGCUGAUAAGGAUCGUAGUCUGUUAAUGCUAACAGCUGAGGGACAGUUACUAAUAAUGGGCAACAGCUGAGGGACAGUUACUAAUAAUGGGCAACAGCUGAGGGACAGUUACUAAUAAUGGGCAACAGCUGAG
Molecule: messenger RNA, 6727 nt
Organism: Owenia fusiformis
Lineage: Eukaryota; Metazoa; Annelida; Polychaeta; Sabellida; Oweniidae
Source: the annotation of a GenBank genome assembly